Molecule: messenger RNA, 1146 nt
Organism: Cynara cardunculus var. scolymus (artichoke)
Lineage: Eukaryota; Viridiplantae; Streptophyta; Magnoliopsida; Asterales; Asteraceae
Exons: 7
Coding region: 1-1146 (381 amino acids)
Source: RefSeq, a predicted model, not a curated record
AUGCAUCACGACAACCGAACUUUUCCACCAGAGAAUGAAUCAAAGAAGACGAAGUUGAUUAAAACUCAUCUUAAGAAAAUCAACAAGCCUUUUGUUAAGUCAAUUCAGAGUCCAGAUGGUGAUAUCAUAGAUUGUGUUUUGUUUCAUCUUCAACCAGCUUUUGAUCGUCCGGAGUUAAACAGAACGGUGUCAGUGGAUCCAGAAGAGCCAACAAGUGAACAAAAAACUGUAGAAAUAGAACCAGAAUUGAAGCAAAUAUGGAGUUCAAAGGGGGAGUCAUGUCCUCAAGGAACAAUUCCAAUCAGAAGAACAAGUGAAGAAGACAUUUCCAGAUCCGUUCGCCUUUCUAAAUUUGGAAAGAAAUUUAGCACAAUCAGUCAAAAACAAAUCGAAAAUGGCCAUGAGCAUGCGACAGGACACGUAUACGGAGGGGAGUACUACGGAGCAAAAGGAGCAUUAAAUAUCUGGUCUCUGAAUGUUUCUAAUCCAAGUGAUUUUAGCGUUUCACAAGUUUGGAUUUCUACUAAUGGGAUUCCAAACCAUUUAACGAACACUAUUGAAGCUGGUUGGACGGUUAAUCCGACGGUAUUUGGAGACUAUUCUUCUAGAUUUUUUAUUUAUUGGACUAACGAUGAGUACUUUAAAACUGGAUGCUACAAUUUGCUGUGUUCGGGGUUCGUCCAAACAACCAAUAAGAUCGCACUUGGAGCUGCUAUAGUUCCAAUAUCAACAUAUAAUGAUAUACAGAUCGACCUUAUUAUAUUCAUCUGGAAGAGUCCAAGAUACGGGAUCUGGUGGUUGAAGGUGGGACCUCAUGUGGUCGGGUACUGGCCAUCGAGUUUAUUCACAGACCUUGGAGACCAUGCAACAACGGUUAUGUUUGGGGGAGAGGUUUUCAGUUAUCAAACAUCACCGCACACAUCGACCCAAAUGGGAAGCGGACACUUCUCAUUCGAAGGGUUUAAGAAAUCGUGUUAUAUUAGGAACAUGCGAGUGGUUGAUAAGGAACUUAAGCUAAGUUCGAUGUCUGAUUUGAUCGUGACGGCAGAUAACGAAACUUGUUAUGAUAUUACAAGUGGGGUUGCCGACAAUUGGGGCAGUUAUAUAUUUUUCGGAGGACCUGGAAAAAAUCCAAAUUGUCCGUAA